Molecule: messenger RNA, 6595 nt
Organism: Echinops telfairi (small Madagascar hedgehog)
Lineage: Eukaryota; Metazoa; Chordata; Mammalia; Afrosoricida; Tenrecidae
Gene: TDRD6
Product: tudor domain containing 6
Exons: 3
Source: RefSeq, a predicted model, not a curated record
CCCCCCGGCGCCGUGCACUUCCUCAACAACCUGCAAGGCAAGGAAGUGCACGGCCAGGUCCUGGACGUGCUGCUUCCGCACCGCCUGAUCCUGCUGGAGGUGCCCGAUCUCUUCCAGCAGAUGCUGCAGCUCGGCCUGGCCCGCCAGGUGCCCGAGAGCCUCUUCCGCUCCCUGCUCAAGCGCUACCUUGCGGCGGCCAUCACGGGCUUGGGGCCCGGGGCUGUGGUUCUCCCGCGAGCCCUGCCUAAGCAAGAGCCGCCUGGCCUGGAUUACUUCUAUCCCCAGCUACAGCUGGGCGUGACCGAGCCCGUAGUGGUCACCCAAGUGUGCCACCCGCACCGCAUUCACUGCCAGCUGCGGAGCCUCUCGCAGGAGAUCCACCGCCUCUCAGACAGCAUGGCCCAGGUAUACCACCAGGGCUCCCUAGGGACUGGCGAUGAGAACUCUCUCAGUGCCACCUGGGAGGAGAGGGAGGCCGAGGAGAACCCUGACAAGCCUGGCGCCCCGUGUGCUUCCUGUGGGUUAGAUGGGCAUUGGUACAGGGCCCUCUUGCUUGAAAUGUUUCGGCCGCAGCGCUGUGCCCAGGUGCUUCACGUCGAUUAUGGCAGGAAGGAGCUAGUGAGUUGUAGUAGUCUUAGGUACUUGCUGCCGGAAUAUUUCCGGAUGCCAGUAGUCACCUACCCUUGUGCUUUGUACGGACUCUGGGACGGUGGGAGGGGCUGGACCAGGUCACAAGUCGGUGACCUCAAAGCACUGAUUUUGGGCCAGGCCGUGAAUGCAAAGAUUGAAUUCUAUUGUGCUUUCGAGCAUGUGUACUACGUCACACUAUAUGGAGAAGAUGGGAUUAACCUUAACUGUGUGUUUGGCGUGCGGUCCUGUUGCUUGGCGGACAGAUUCCUUCAGAACCAGGGAGUCGAGGAGGAGGAGGAGGAGGAAGAGGCAGAGGCCGCUCUUCACCCUCAAUCUCCUUGGGAGGAAAUGGACGAGGAGCUCUCGCUCCCGGCCUUAAGAUCGAUCAGAUUAAAGAUGAACGCCUUCUACGACGCCCAGGUAGAGUUUGUGAAAAGCCCUUCUGAGUUUUGGAUUCGGUUGAGGAAGCACAGUGGCACCUUCAGCAAGUUGAUGCGGAGGAUGUGCAGUUUCUAUUCCUCCGCCACUAAGCUGGACGGCGUAGUUUUGAAACCUGAGCCCGAUGACCUUUGCUGUGUCAAGUGGAAAGAAAACGGCUAUUUCCGGGCCAUUGUCACCAGACUCAAUGACACAAGUGUCGAUCUGUUCUUGGUGGACCGAGGCAAUUCCGAAAAUGUGGACUGGUCUGAAGUCCGGAUGUUGCUUCCUCAGUUUCGGCGGCUCCCGAUAUUGGCCCUGAAAUGCACGCUAGCCGAUAUUUGGCCUCUGGGGAAAAGUUGGAGCCAGGAGGCAAUCUCUUUCUUCAAAAAGACCGUGCUUCACAAAGAAUUAGUUAUCCAUAUCCUUGACAGGCAGAAUCAUCAAUAUGUUAUUGAGAUCCUGGAUGAAUCCAGGACGGGGGAAGAAAACAUCAGUAAGGUCAUUGCUCAGGCUGGCUAUGCCAAGUAUCAGGAAUUUGAGAUGAAGGAUAAGCCCCCUGUUGGAGCCUAUUCCCCAUGGCCUGUUUCAAGCCAUUGUACCACAGACAAUAACAACGUGUCUUUUCUCGGGAAGGCAGAAAAAGACCAGAAAGCAAAGAGAGAGCAGGAAGCCCCAUCUGUUUCAGAAGCUCUGGCUGGCCCAACAGUUGUUACAAAUGUUUCAGCUGGGCCUGGUUUGCAGGAGAAAGGGACGAAAACACCUGCUUGUACUCCCCCUGCAUGCACUCCCCUUGCCCAGAGCAAGUGGCAAAUGAACGCAGGCCCUUCUUGUAAAGAAGAGCUGGAGGUGGGAAGUACAGUGGAAGUCAAAGUGUCGCACGUUGAGAACCCUGGCUACUUUUGGUGCCAGCUAACGAGGAACAUACAAGGCUUUAGAACGCUAAUGAGUGACAUUCAGGACUACUGCAAAAACACAGCCACCCCUUACCAGGGACUCUCCCCAGCCUGUUUGGCCAAACGGACAGUAAGUGGGAAGUGGGCCCGAGCUGUGAUUGACGGGGCACCAUCUGCAGAGCAGAUCAAAGUCACCUUUAUAGAUUAUGGAGACAAAGAUACGGUGCCAGUGAAGAAUGUUUACUCAACCAGGGAGGAGUUUCUGACAGUCAAAGCGCAGGCUUUUCAGUGUAGCCUUUAUAAUUUAAUUCAGCCCAGCGGCCCGAACCCCUUGGCUUGGGAUGAAGAGGCAAUACAAACUUUCAACAAGUUUAUAGAUAACGCAUGGGAAGGCAACCUAGAAUUAAAAUGCACAAUAUUUGCCUUGGCGUCCAUCCACGACGCGGAGUACUUUCAUGUGGUGGAUUUGCUAACCCCGUUCCAGAGUGCUUGCUGUACUUUGGUGGAAAAGGGACUGGCAAAACCAGUGAACCUCCAGAAACCUCUGGAACCCUCUGUCCGCCUACACUCCUACUACUAUUCUACACACGAUGUGAAAAUUGGAAGCGAGGAAGCCGUAUACAUAACUCAUGUAGACCAAUCUUGGACGUUUUACUGCCAACUGGCAAGAAACGCAAAGAUCUUUGAGCAGUUGUCAUGCCAUAUUGCACAGUUACGCAAAGCGUCGCUCCACUUAGAAGCAGCUCCCUUGGGCCGUGGCACCUUGUGCCUUGCCAAGUAUAUAGAUGAGAACUGGUACAGGGGGAUAGUGAUGGAAAAAGAGCCAAGUAAAAUCUUCUUUGUUGAUUUCGGGAAUGUUUACACAGUCGCAAACGACGAUCUGCUUCCCAUACCCGGUGACGCAUACGAUGUCUUACUGUCACCCAUGCAAGCUGUGAAGUGUACCUUGUCUGAUAUCCCCGAUCGGAUCCCAGAAGAAGUUACCACCUGGUUUCAGGACACGAUUUUAGAUAAGUCACUGAAGGCCUUGGUGGUAGCAAAAGAUUCAGAUGGGAGGCUCAUCGUAGAACUGUAUGAUGGCAGUGUUCAAAUUAAUGCCGCCGUCACUGAGAAGUUGGGGCUCCUUGGUUACAAAGGCAAGGCCAGGCAAAAGGAAGCCCCCCGCCUCUGUGCGGCUCACACCCUGGAAGAACCAGGUGAAAACAGGAACUUGUCACUGACGACGGAAUAUUUGAGUAAACCCGAGGAGGACAAGUUACACAGUGUGGAGUUUGCGGGAGAUUCGUGCACACCUACGGUCAGCUCAGCCUGCAGAGAACUCACGGUUUUACAAAGUCCAACCAAGACAAACGCGGCCAUGAAAUACCAGAACCCCUUGGGCCACCAGAACCGCCCAGCAUCUCCGUUAGCAAAACAAACGAAGGAAGGAGCUGUGGCUAAGUCACCUUUGAAGGCGGCAAAACUAGAAACCGUUGCCUUGGAGAAAAAACCCGGAGACUGUAAUCAAGAUGCGCCUCUCAAAUAUUCCGAGUUCCCUCGGAAGACUGUAAAGCCUGGCUUUAAAACAACCGUGUAUGUUUCUCACAUAAAUGACCUUUCAGACUUUUACGUUCAGCUCCUGGAAGAUGAAGCCGUAAUCAAUCAUCUCUCGGAGAGCUUAAAUGAUAGCAGGAGACCCCCUGACCACUAUGCAGGUCCACCUUUGCAAACAGGAGACGUCGUAUGUGCCAUGUUCCCAGAAGACAAUUUAUGGUAUCGGGCUGUGGUUGUGGACCGACAACCAAAUGACCUUUUCUCCGUACAGUUCAUAGAUUAUGGCAACGUUUCUGUGGUUUGUGUUAACAAAAUAGGGAGGCUUGACAUGAUGCACGCAACAUUACCAGGACUGUGCAUUCAUUGCUCCUUAGAGGGACCUUGGGCUCUGGAGAGGACAAACCAGAAGGAAAUGAUGCACUACUUUUCCCAAAGGACAGAUGGGGUGCAAAUCAGAUGUGAAUUUGUUCAGUUUCAAGGAAGGUGGGAAGUGAUUCUUGCUGAUGAAUGUGGGAUCAUAGCAGAAUACAUGAUUAGCAGGUACGAUUUCAACGAAAAAUCUGAAGGAGAACUUACUGCCCAAGCAAAGAAAGGCACCGUUCUAAAGUCUGCUGACAAACCAGACAUUGAUACGUCAGUCUUCCUUAACUGGUACGAUCCGGAGAUGAAGGUGCUAAGAGUUUAUGCAUCAGUGAUAGAUGGACCUGAGUACUUUUGGUGUCAGUUUGCCAAUACAGAGAAGCUUCAGUUCUUAGAAAUAGAAGUACAGGCUGCUGGGCAUCUGUUGGCAACAUGGAGAAAUUGUAUCACAUACCCUCACAUUGGAGAUCCGUGCAUAGUGAGGUACAGGGAGGAUGGGCAAUACUACAGGGCACUCGUCACGAGAAUUUGCGAAGAUGAUCUUAUCUCUGUCAGGCUUGUGGACUUUGGCAACACCGAAGACUGUGUGGAUCCCAAAGCAAUCUGGAAUCUACCUGCUGAGCUCCUGUUGGUUCCCAUGCAAGCCUUUCCCUGCUGCCUCUCGGGAUUUAACGUUUCAGAAGGAGCGUGCCCUCCUGAGGGCAAUGACUAUUUUUUCGAAAUAGUAACCGAAGAUGUCUUGGAGCUAACCAUACUUGACAUCAAAAGGGAUAUUUGUGGCAUUCCUUUAGCAAUUGUUGACUUAAGGAGCAAGGGUGAAAGUAUUAAUGAGAAAAUGAAGAAAUACUCCAGGAGGGGAAUGACUAACUGUGAUCCAGCCCAUGACAAAUGUCUAGAGACAAAGGGAGCCCUGGGGUACUCCAGUCCUGAUGUUGGAUUUCAGAUACAGAGCGGUAGAACUGGACAGAAGACCUUAUAUUCAGAGCCACUCGCAGACGAGCUCUCCAAAAAACCAGAAAAGGGCUUCAACAUUAUGGAAGCCAACUCCUGUAAGGCCCGUGACCAGGAGACGAAGAAGACUAUUUUUGAAGCAUUUGAAAGCCCCCACAAAGACACAGUUGGUCCUGGGGUGCUGGAUGGUAAAGCAGAGUGCCAUGUAGUUGACCAAACAAAGGUUGAUGAAUACUUAAAUCCAGGUCAAAACAAAGUAGUGCCGCGUGCCUGUGAAGCAAGGGCGCUAUUGAAACUGAAUGCCCUUGAGCUGCCACUCGGUCUGGAGGGCACAUCAAAGGAAUUCUUAGAACUGGAAUCUGAGUUAGAGCUUUCUCGAGUUGGGAUGGGAGAUCAAGAGCUCACUGUCGUGCCCCCGAUGGUCCCCCUUACUCAGUGCUGUGAUAGAGUAGGGGUCUGGGAAGCCGAGAAACAGCCAGAACUGGAACUGCCCACGGAGCAGCCCUCCCGAGAUGGCAUAAUGCCUCCGUUGCCUUUAAAAUUGAGUCGGAAAGCCCAAGAGCCCGUGUGUGUUGAGGACACCAGGAAGCCAAGCUGUGCCGAUGGCUUUGAUGACCCCCCCGGGACCCCACUACAACGAUGGGGACAGAGUCGCAGUCCCCAAACUCAGAUGGAGAGGAAGGCCUUUGAAGGCGAAUUGACCGACUGUAAGAAGAGGGGUGCCCUUUCACCGUUGACAUCGUUGACGCCCCUGUUCCCCGAGAAGGAACCCAGGGAGGGAUGGAAGCACAGUCACACUGUCCCAGCUCGUGCCUCAGCUCAACCAGAGAACACCUAUACGCUGAAGGGAUUUACUGUGGGGUCCAAAUGUGUCGUCUGGUCCACUCUGAGACACACCUGGUCUAUGUGUGAGAUCAUGGAAAUAGCCGAGGAAGGCACCAGGGUUUUGAACCUUUCGAAUGGUCUGGAGGAGACAGUGGACCCUGACAAUGUCUGGGACGGCAUCCCCGACCUGGCUAAGGGCCCGUCUGAGGUAUCCCACCGUGCAAUCCAAAAUGAAUGAGAACAUUGCCCUUCACGUUGAAAGGUUCCUUAAGAAAACAAUCCCAAAGUCCUUGUGGUAGGAAAAGGAGACACAGCAAUUCCAAAGAGCAAUUAAAAAAAAAAAAAUCAAGGGUUUCUGGCCUUCAGAGAAAAUGAAGGAUUAUUGUUUGGUUACUUGAUUUUCACCUUGGGAUUUAAAAAAUAAAAAUUGUUGGGCAUCAUGACUUUUGAAAAACUAACUCUUGGUGUAAAAAACUUGGGAAAUAUGGCAUAAUUAAGGAGUGGAAAGCCACAGUCGCAUGUAGUAUGCACACACCGGGGGUUAGCAGGCAUUUUUAUCUCAUGUUGAAAUUUUACAUGGCACGUAAGUGUGUCAUCUGUGUAGUUAGGAGCCCCGCUGGGCCAAUGGUGAAGCAUGGGGCUGCUCAUGGACAUGGGGCUCUGCUUCUGCAAAGUUACACCAGGAAGUCCUUUGGGGGCAGUUCUGCUGUGCCACACAGGGCCACUAUGAGUUGGAAGCAACUUCGUGACAUGCAGUGAUGUCUACAUAAUUUGAUCAUAAUUGAUUUCAUUCGACAUAUAUUUGGAAUGAUGUUUUUUUUGUUUAAAACUACGGUGAGUAAUUUUUCAUGCCAUUAUUUAGCCAGUUUGGAAAUUGCUGAACUUUUUAUUUUUAAAUAGGUUUGUCUGAUGGUUCUACUCCACGGUCUUGUCAGGUAUUGCAUCUGUUGGUGGCUUUUCCCCUUCAGGAAUAUGAUAGGUUU